Umbelopsis ramanniana AG is the source of this 414-nucleotide messenger RNA. RefSeq lists its product as uncharacterized. The record is from RefSeq and is a predicted model, not a curated record. Lineage: Eukaryota; Fungi; Mucoromycota; Umbelopsidomycetes; Umbelopsidales; Umbelopsidaceae. The transcript has a single exon. The coding region runs from base 1 to 414 and encodes 137 amino acids.
AUGUCCAACUACCAAGAACAGUACUACCAAGGCCCCCGCCUUACAUUUAACGAUAAUGCCUUGAACUCUCAAGACCAAGAAAUGAUCUAUUUCGAUGACGAAAGCAACUGCUACGAAUACAAUGAAGCCAUGUACGAGCAGGAGAAUGACAUGUUGUAUUAUGAAGAUGACAUGUACUACGAAGAAGAGCCUCAACCUGAAGCUAGUGGUGACUCACAGCAAGAAGACCAGGAUGCUCUGCUCAAGUUGAUCGUUGGUGUCCAACAGUACCUCUCUGACCUACAGAACGCUGGUGCUAACAACCAUCAAGAUUCUCCCCUUUUGGAGCUCCAGUACAAGAUGUAUACCUAUCUCAAGCAACGUGCUUGUGAAAUGGGUAUGGACCUUGAUGAAGCUCUGGAGCAAGCCAUGUAA